This is a messenger RNA of Plasmodium malariae, 756 nucleotides long. RefSeq names its product conserved protein, unknown function. Bases 1 to 756 code for a protein of 251 amino acids. The record is from RefSeq and is a predicted model, not a curated record. Lineage: Eukaryota; Apicomplexa; Aconoidasida; Haemosporida; Plasmodiidae. The transcript has 2 exons.
AUGGAAAAACAAAUAGACAACGAUCUUAUAUACAAUUCUUAUGAAGAAUAUAUUAGAAAAAGGAUUACACCAACAGACUUGUUUUACAUUGAAGAUGAAGAGCUUGUGUUUGAAAUAUUCUCAUUAGGACUGAAAAGCAGAGGAGUGCUAAGUUUAGAAGAUUUUAACAGCACUUAUAAAAAAAAAAAAAGAAAUGAAAAAAAGCCAGUCAAAGAAGAAAAUAAAGAAAACAUACUAUACGAUAUUAAUUUAUUGUACAGUAAUACAAAAGAUUUCUUUUUUACAAUGAAUUAUCAUUUACACUUUUGCAAAGAAAAUAAAAUAAGCACAAUUCUGUUUAUUCGUUAUGUGAAUAAACAGAAAUAUGAAAUAAGUUCUUAUAUAGAUAUUAACAUGGAAAAAGUUCGAGAUAAAAUAAAUCGAAAAAAGUAUAUUUAUGCAAGCAAAAAAGAUUUAUCUUACUAUAACUGGCAUAAUAAUUAUACAUGUACAAACAGUAGUGAAAACUAUGAAAUAGUAAUAAAUAAAAAAAUCGGUCUUAUAUUUAAACAUAUUCAUACGAAUAAAUAUUUUAUAUUGAGUUCAAAUAAAGAGCUAAAAAUAAAAUUAAGCGAUAAUAUAUAUAAAGAUCAUAGCUCAAAAACUAAUAUUGUUGAUGGAAAAGAAGAAAUGAUAAAAUUAUGCCACGAUAUUAAAAGGAUGGAAGUAAAUGAUUCCAAUUAUUUGCAAUGUGUACUUUAUACACUACACUUGUAA